This is a messenger RNA of Rhizophagus irregularis DAOM 181602=DAOM 197198, 972 nucleotides long. RefSeq lists its product as uncharacterized. Gene Ontology annotation, cellular component: cytoplasm; nucleus. The record is from RefSeq and is a predicted model, not a curated record. Gene Ontology annotation, molecular function: UMP kinase activity; ATP binding. Gene Ontology annotation, biological process: CDP biosynthetic process; UDP biosynthetic process; 'de novo' pyrimidine nucleobase biosynthetic process. Lineage: Eukaryota; Fungi; Glomeromycota; Glomeromycetes; Glomerales; Glomeraceae.
AAAUAAGGUUUAGUUUUCUCAGGGUGAAAAAAAUUUUUUUUAAAGCAUAUUAUGCAAAAAACUCUUGCUUCUUUUAAAAUAUUGCGGAACUUUUCUGUUAGUUCUAAAAAUAACCGUAAAAUUAAAAAAGAGGCAAUAAAGUCUUCUCAAAACCCAAAUACGAAAGGACCUCACCCAAUUGCUAUUUUAGCAGUGUUAAGUAUUGGAGUUUCAGCAUACGUUUCAUUAGUUAAACAUAGAGAAAAAUAAGAGCUAAAAUAUGACUUCCGAAGCAAAACUUUCAAAAGAUGAUAUGACCGUUUGUUUCAUAUUGGGUGGUCCUGGCUCAGGAAAAGGCACCCAAUGCGCGAAAUUAGUUCAAGAUUUUGGUUUCGUCCACAUGUCUGCUGGAGAUUUGUUACGCGAAGAGCAACAAAGACCAGGCUCUGAAUAUGGAGAACUGAUUCAAAAUUGUAUAAAGGAAGGUAAAAUCGUCCCUAGUGAAGUUACUAUAACAUUACUUGAAAAAAAAAUUAUUGAAAGUGAUUCCAAUCGAUUUUUAAUCGAUGGAUUUCCAAGACAACUUGAUCAAGCUUUGGCUUUUGAAAAAGAAGUAGUUGAAUCUACCCUUAUCAUUUAUUUGGAAUGCUCUGAAGAAGUAAUGCUUAAGCGUCUUUUGAAACGUGGUGAAACAAGUGGUCGUAUUGAUGAUAAUAAAGAAACAAUUUUGAAACGAUUCAAGACUUUUCUUGAACUUAGUUAUCCCGUCGUCGAACAUUUCAGGAAAUCAGGCAAAGUGCAUACAGUACCUUGUGAAGAUAGCGUAGAGGAAGUUUAUGCUAGAGUAAAACCAAUAUUUGCAGAAUUAUUCAAACAAAAAUAAUGAAUUGUUUAUCAUAAUUAUUCUAAUGAACCUGUAUAUUUAUUUAUAUUUAAAUUAUUUGUAUAAUUUAUAAAUUACAUAAUAAAAUUUAUGAUACCUUAGUUAUAUAA